Molecule: messenger RNA, 570 nt
Organism: Caenorhabditis remanei
Lineage: Eukaryota; Metazoa; Nematoda; Chromadorea; Rhabditida; Rhabditidae
Exons: 2
Coding region: 1-570 (189 amino acids)
Source: RefSeq, a predicted model, not a curated record
AUGGAAAACUUAAUAGCAUUGAGAGGCGUGUUGGAUCGCACGAAACUUUCGCCAGAACCAUCUGGUUCUCCGUGCUCGAAUUCGAAAUAUUCUACAAACGUGGCUAGACAAGAGUCAAAUUUGCAAAACAGCAAUGACUGUGUGCCGGUUGCGUCAAAUCCGUAUGCUGAGAUGAGUCCACUGGAGUGCACGCUUGCAUUGGCGGAAGUGUUUUACAAGUUGGAUCCAAUUGACCUGAAAAAAGGAGAGGUGAUCAAACGGCACCAGAGAAAAAGAAUGAUCAAACAACUAUUGUAUUCACGUGAACAGCUUCCUCCAACCAACCCACAACUUUUCAAACUGCACGUACAAGAGGCGCUUGUUGAGGCUAGAGCACAUCAGGAGAGAGAAGCCACUUCCAUUAGUAAAGAUGCUUCUAACAGACCUGUAUCGUCAGCUACGAUCUCACAUCCACCGGGAUCUGUUCAACACUAUCUCACCACGACUCCACUUGAUUUGAAUGACUCAUUCGCGAACACAUUCGCGGAAAAAACAAGAACCGUAUUCCCUCUAAUAAAACAACAUGUCUAA